Messenger RNA from Tarenaya hassleriana, 2046 nucleotides. Its product is annotated as serine/threonine-protein kinase PEPKR2. The transcript is spliced from 4 exons. Lineage: Eukaryota; Viridiplantae; Streptophyta; Magnoliopsida; Brassicales; Cleomaceae. Gene Ontology annotation, molecular function: calcium/calmodulin-dependent protein kinase activity; calmodulin binding; ATP binding. Bases 346 to 1767 code for a protein of 473 amino acids. Gene Ontology annotation, cellular component: cytoplasm; nucleus. Gene Ontology annotation, biological process: peptidyl-serine phosphorylation; protein autophosphorylation; intracellular signal transduction. The record is from RefSeq and is a predicted model, not a curated record.
UGUAAAAGGCCUCCGUUUCCUCUUCUGAUCUGCAUGGUUUCGGAUUUUUUUACCCCCAAAUUUCGCCUAACUGUAGAUUUCUAGGGUUUCUGAUUCGUCUCUUGCUUACGAAUCGGCAUCUCUGGAAUCGAUUUUGCUGCUUCACUGCUCGGUUCCUCGAUCUUCUUUCGGCGAUGUUUCUCCUACUCAGGUGUUGUUCGGUUCCAUUGGCCUUUUUCUGAUCGACUUCGUCUCGAGGAGAAGACACCUUGUUUCUGUAAAUGCAGUGGAGGGUAUUGUAUAUCAUUUGGAGUUUUGAUGAUCUAAGGCUGUAAUCUUGGAUGAGAUUGGUUACUGGCUGAUUUGAUGAGGAAGAAGAGGAAAGGUAGCGAAGCUGAGGGCUCGGAGAACAUACUGGAGAAUUUAACAUCUGCAACUGCAUCGAGAUCAUCGAACCUUAGGUCUCACUUUUCGUUGGAGGAUUAUUGUCGACUGAAAAAGAGGUGCAAGGAAAAUGACGCUGUUGAAUCUGCUGGUUCUUUUAAGCGUAGACUUGCAGGUGUUGCCACUGCGCCUCCCUGUGGUGCAUCAUCUUUGGUGCCACCUGGAAGAGGCUUAAAGAGGAAGAUAGGGUGCAUAGAUGCUUCCACUCAGACUGGUAGGAAGAAUAACAUUCAUGAUGAUUAUGUUUCCGGCCCAACGAUCGGGCAAGGCAAAUUUGGAUCUGUCUGGAUCUGUAGAUCUAGGAGUAGCGGGAUGGAGUUUGCUUGUAAAACUCUGCAGAAGGGGGAAGAGACCGUUCAUAGGGAAGUUGAGAUAAUGCAGCAUCUUUCGGGUCAUCCAGGGGUUGUCACAUUGCAUGCUGUAUACGAAGAGAUAGACUGUUUUCACCUUGUCAUGGAGUUGUGUUCUCGGGGACGGUUGAUUGAUGAGAUGGUCAAGGAGGGUAGGCAUUCUGAGCAGCGGACAGCUAAUAUAUUCAAGGAUCUCAUGCUUGCCAUCAGUUAUUGUCACGAAAUGGGAGUGGUACACAGAGAUAUUAAACCAGAGAAUAUUCUCCUCACAGCCGCCGGGAAGAUAAAAGUGGCUGAUUUUGGCCUGGCCAUGAGAAUUGCAAAGGGUCAAACAUUGUCUGGAUUGGCUGGAAGUCCUGCUUAUGUUGCACCAGAAGUUCUCUCUGGAAACUACUCGGAGAAAGUUGACAUUUGGAGUGCGGGUGUUCUCCUGUACGCUCUCCUCUCGGGGGUGCUUCCAUUUCAGGGAGACUCUUUGGAGGCCAUAUUUGAAGCGAUCAAGAAUGUGAAGCUUGAUUUGCACUCCGGAGUGUGGGAGUCUGUGUCCAAACCUGCUCGUGACCUCUUGGCGAGAAUGCUGACAAGGGACGUAUCUGUCAGAAUAACCGCAGAUGAAGUGCUAAGGCAUCCAUGGAUACUCUUUUACACUGACCGCACACUCAAGACAUUGUGUAUCAAGUCUAAGCACAAGAAUCAAGCGGGUUCUCCUCUGUGCCUGCUUCGUUCUAGUUCCAAGACCUUUGACCUAGACGGAACUGACCCUAUCAGCUCAACAUCUUUCCGAGUAAACUCCUUACCACUCUCACCAUCCGGGAAUUCAGACUCUAACACACAGGAGGAGGAUGAAAGCGGCUUUGUAGAUGUACUCGUAGCUGCAAUAGCUGACGUGAGGAUCUCAGAACCGAAAAGAAGCAGAAUAUGUGGACCCAACGGCCCCAUCGAACAGCAACACUCGUCUAACCUGACGGCUAACACACUGUGUAGAGCCUUCUGACCGCCGUACAGAUUAACUCUCCCACUAAACGCUCUCACCCCAACCGCGUGUAAGCCACAAGUCCAUCCAUAAUUUGGUAAGCAGGUGAUUUGCCGCCUACUACGACGACUACUAGCUCGCCCGUUCUGUCAAUAUUCUCGAGAAUGGAAUUCGACCUGAUAUGGUUUUUGCUUGUUCCUAGUCAGAUGAUGUACAGAUCGUGUGUAAAUAUGAUGAUGGUUGAUUUGAAGGAAACUCGAUUCGGUUUCAAUACCAUGUUGCAGCAUGCAGAUUCGUGGA